Messenger RNA from Lycium ferocissimum, 1660 nucleotides. RefSeq names its product glycine-rich cell wall structural protein 1-like. The record is from RefSeq and is a predicted model, not a curated record. The transcript is spliced from 5 exons. Lineage: Eukaryota; Viridiplantae; Streptophyta; Magnoliopsida; Solanales; Solanaceae. Gene Ontology annotation, molecular function: metal ion binding. Bases 182 to 1660 code for a protein of 492 amino acids.
UCGUGGUAGUCAUGGUAUUGAUGGUGGUCAUGGUAGUGGUGGUGGUUAUGGUGGUGGUGGUGAUGGUCAUGUCGUCGGUUGUGGUGGACUUUAUUCUGCGUCCUCAUCGAGAUUUGGUGGUCACUGUGUUAAUUAUCCUGGUUCUUAUUAUGCGAAUAACGGAAAUGACUAUACUUACCCAAUGGAGAAUAUGUACACUCUUGAUCCACCUGUUGUACCACUACAGCAGUCAAGAUUAUUUUUGAAGAAACGCAAAAACGAGAAGGUUUAUACAUAUUUGCUGAUAGAGAUCACAAAAGCAAUGUUGAAUUCUUCCAACACCCUUUCUCUCAAGCUGAAUGUACACUGCAAAAUAUGUGGAGUGAAACUGAAAAAACGACUGCAAAAAAUUAAGGGGGUUCAUUCAGUGGAAAUUGAUCAAGAACUUGGGAAAGUAGUCAUCUCAGGCAUUGUAAACUCUGCAAAAAUCCUAAAAAAGCUUGAAAACUGGGGGACAGAAGCACAACUCUGGCCAUGUGAACAAUUAAUAGUGAAUGAUCCAAUGAAUAAUUCGGACAUUGUGACGCAACUGGGGCAGCUGUCUGAUAUCCCACGAUUGCAUACUGUGGAGACGACCGUAACCACUAGGCUAACUUUUCAAGGAGAAUCAACAAGUAAUAACCCCCGGAUUGCACAAUCGGAAGUGAUUUCACACGGUGGUAGUGUUGGUGGUCAUGAUAGUGAUGGUGGUCAUGGUAGUGGUGGUGGUUAUAGUAAUGGUGGUCAUAAUAGUGGUGGUCAUGGUAGUGGUGGUGGUGGUUAUGGUGGUGGUGGUGGUCAUGGUGGUGGUGGUGGAUAUAGUGGUGGUCAUAGUAUUGGUGGUGGUCAUAGUACUGGUGGUGGUGGUUAUGGUCGUGGUGGUGGUAGUCAUGGUAGUGGUGGUCAUAGUACUGGUGUUGGUGGUUAUGGUAGUGGUGGUGGUGGUUAUGGUGGUGGUCAUGGUAGUAGUGGUUAUGGUUAUGGUAAUGGUGGUGGCGGUCAUGGUAGUGGUGGUGGUUACGGUGGUGGUGGUCAUGGUAGUAGUGGUGGUUAUGGUAGUGGUGGUGGUCAUGGUAAUGGUGGUGGUGGUCAUGGUAAUAGUGGCGGUUAUGGUGGUGUUGGUCAUAGUACUGGUGGUGGUGGUCAUGGUAGUGGUGGUGGUGGUCAUGGUAGUAAUGGUUAUGGUUAUGGUAUUGGUGGUGGUUACGGUGGUGGUGGUGGUUACGGUGGUGGUGGUGGUGGUUACGGUGGUGGUGGUGGUGAUGGUAGUAGUGGUGGUUAUGGUAGUGGUGGUGGUUACAGUGGUGGUAGUUAUGGUGGUGGUCAUGGUAAUGUUGGUGGUGGUCAUGGUGAUUAUGGUAGUGGUGGUGGUGGUGGUCAUGGUGUUAAUUAUACUAGUCCUGGUUCUUAUUAUGCGAAUAACGGAAACAACUAUUCUUACCCAAUGGAGAAUAUGUACACUCUUGAUCCAUCUGUGGUACCACUACAACAGUCUAGUGGUCGUCCUAAUCCAUCAGCCCCUCUUAUGCCGCUUGACAAUUUUAAUCAGGCACCACCAUCACCACCUGCGUUCUCGUCAGUUCCUCCUCCCUAUCACAGUGUCUUAAGUGAUGAGUACACGAAUGGCUGCAUAAUCCUAUGA